AUCUGGAAUUUCCUUCUGCCACUCCUGCUGUAAAAAUCAUUUCAAGCUGCCUGGCAGCCAGAGUAACUCUGAUUCGUUUCCGCUCUGUGCGACUCCCAAGCUGUGGGGCUCUGGGCUGCUGCUGCUGCUGCAACAAUAGGAUCCCAAGUCCCAAGCUCAGAUCCAGCAGCUCUGCUCCAGGGGGAGGAGGGUACCGACAUCCUGUUCGGAUACAGUACAAGGCCAUCUCCUGGGACAGUGGGAGAAGUUAGUGGGCAAGCCUUGCUUGCUUGGGGGGAGCCUGCGCUUCUACUUGUCAGACCUCGUGGAUGGGAAAGUAGCGGAGCGACUUGUGUGUGCGCUUUAUCCUGUGCUGCGAUGCGCCGGGGCUCACUCCUGCCUGCUGCCUCUCAAAGGGGAGUCUGAAAGUUUUCGCAGCAGCAGCAGCGACUUCUAUCAGAUCUGGGGAGGGGGGUGCGCGUCUGUCUGGGAUGCAUAUUGUGCAAUCGGCGGCUCUGGAUCGGAUGGGGAUGAGGGGAAUGGGAGAGCGGGCCGACAUGCUGCGGGGAUGCGCCGCCAAAUGGACUGGAUUGCUCCAUCCCUAUAGGAAAAUGACACGGAGGGUCCACAUCUGCUUUGUGGUACUUUUCGUACUUUGUGUCAGCUAUGGAAGUGCUCAGGAACUCAAUCCUAGAGGAAGGAAUGUAUGCAAGGCACAAGGCUCAACGGGGUUUGUGUGCUGCCAAGGAUGGAAACAACAAGGUGAAGAAUGUUUAAUAGCAAUAUGUGAGGGCAACUUUACAUGUAAGGAGAAUGAAGUCUGCGUAAGGCCCAAUGAAUGCCGUUGCCGCCAUGGAUAUUUUGGUGCAAACUGCGAAACAAAAUGUCCUAGGCAGUUUUGGGGUCCAGACUGUAAAGAAAAAUGUUCCUGUUAUCCCAAUGGCCAUUGUGAUGAUGUUGUUGGGCAAUGUACAUGCAAUUUAAAUCGCUGGGGGCCCAACUGUGAGACCCCCUGUCUGUGCAAACAUGGAAGAUGUGACCAAGAGACCGGGAAGUGCACCUGUGAGCCCAGUUGGUGGGGUCCUCAGUGUUCAAGUGCUUGCUACUGCAGUACCAACUCACAGUGUGACCAGGCAACUGGAAGGUGUAUCUGCCAACCUGGAUGGUGGGCCCGCAGCUGUAAUAACCAGUGUUCUUGUAACAAUUCUCCAUGUGAACAACUAACUGGGCGUUGCCAAUGCCGGGAGCGAUUGUGGGGCCCACGUUGUGAAAGAGUUUGCCAGUGUGCCAAAGGCAAAUGCAACCAAGCUGAUGGAACUUGCACAUGUGACCCAGGUUAUAGGGGGAAAUUUUGUCGUGAGCCUUGCCCUGCAGGACUUUAUGGACAAGGCUGCAGGAAAAGAUGUGGUCAAUGCAAAGGACAGCAGCCUUGUACUAUUGCUGACGGAAGAUGCAUUGCAUGUGAAGCUGGCUGGAAUGGAACUAAAUGUGACCAAGUCUGCUCCGAAGGCUUCUAUGGCGAGGCUUGUGAGAAAGUGUGCCCACCGUGCAAAGAUGGGCACACUUGCAACCACAUUAAUGGAAAAUGUUCCCACUGCAAUCCUGGCUGGAUCGGUGAUCGAUGUGAAACAAAAUGCCGCAAUGGAACGUAUGGAGAGGAGUGUGCCUUUGUCUGUAGUGACUGCUUCAAUGGGGAGUGUCAUUUUGAGACUGGGAAAUGUCUCUGCAGUGCAGGCUCUUAUGGGCCAUACUGCAACAUGACGUGUCCACCAGGGCAAUUCGGUGUUAAUUGUGACCAAUAUUGUAACUGCCAUGAUGAUAAAUGCGACCCAGUUACUGGAGCCUGUCACAUGGAAGCCAAUCAACGCAUGGGAGUUAUUGGAGCUGGAAUACUGGUGACUUUUCUGCUAAUUCUUCUCCUGUUGUUGUUGUGUUGCUGCUGUGUCUGCCGCAAAAAAGAGGCAUCUACCGAUGGUAAUCAAGUUCACGUGACAAGUAAGAAAAAACAGCGCCGAUUUUGUGGUCGGUUUAGCAGAAUCAGCAUGAAACUGCCUCGCAUUCCAUUACGAAGACAAAAACUGCCAAAAGUUGUGGUAGCCCACCAUGAUGCUGAGAACACAUUUAACUGCAGCUUCAUUGAACCUCCAUCUGUUGUAGAGCAACCAUCACCUUCAUGGUCUUCAAGGGGCUCCUUUUCCUCCUUUGAUACAAAUGAUGAUGGGCCUGUUUAUUGUGUGCCUCAUGAAGAAUCUGUGACUGAUUGUAAAGAAAAGGGAAAUUCCAGUGUUACUGAGAAGAUACCCACUGAAAUUAAUGAGGAAGAAGCUGGAGAAUAUACUUAUUUAAAGGAAUCUGGAUCCCCUAAAUCUUUCCAGGCUGACAGCAGUGAAAUGCCGCUGCUCAAAUCAUCAGAUAGUGAAAGAUCUUCAUGUGGUUCUGGAUCUACCGGAGGGCCUUUGUAUGCCAGAGUUGCACGAUUAUCAAAGCAGUCUAAAGAUGAAGAGGAUAUAUCAAUGGAAAAUAAGAGUUUAACUAUUAGUGGUAAGCCUCCAUCGCCUGAGAGAACAAAACCACCUCCUCCUGAUCCAUCUACAAAACCCAAGGUUUCCUGGAUUCAUGGAAAAUAUAAUGCUAAUCAGUCUAAUUCAUUGCCGGUCUUUAACAAGUCUCCCGAUAAAGCAGUAAACCAGAGUGACCAAACAGAGCAGAAUUCAGCUCAUAAAGAUAAUCAGAGGAAGAGAACGCCAAGUGAUACAGGUCAAAGCAAAAAUGAAGAAAAAGUUGUUAUGAGAAAUAAGGACAAAAGUCAAAAGACCAUAAGCAACACAGAAACAAGACCAUCAGAAGAACCCCAGUCUCCGUCCAAAACUAAACAUAAAAAUAAAAGGAGUCUUGAUCCUAUUGAAAAUAUCAAUGGGACUGUUCAAAAUGCCCUUAAAAAGAUUGGGAACCUACAUAGUGACAAAAAGACUACUGAAGUUAAAGAGGCUCCAAAAACUCCUGAUCAUAGCAAAUCUCGUUCUGAGGUACUCCAUCCUCAUUUUCCCUCUGAAGCAGCUUCACUAUUGGCUGCUCAGUUAAAAGAAAAAACUCAAAGUCUCAACAGGGUUGAGACCAGCUCAAAUCAUAAUGGAAUUGGGCCAAUUAAAUCACAAAAAGAGAAACCUACGCCUCCACAGAAGGCCAAACGGUCUGUGGCUGCUAUCAACCAGAAGUCCAGCAAGCCAAAUCUGCCAACUACAACAAAUCUUCAAAAAAUGAUAAGUCCAGUUUCAGAAACUAUUCCCAAUACAGCACAGCCUGUUGAGAAACAAAACUCUAACAGUAGUCAGGAACAAACUGCAAGUGUAAAGCAGGAGACAGGCGAACCAGCAGUUAAAAAACAACCUAUAAAGAAGCCUCCGAGAAAGAAAUGCAAAGAUGCCACCUUGGACUCUGAUGGAAAAACGCAGCCCAAAAUGGCUAUAAUGCCACCACAGCCAGUAAAGUAAUAAAGGCAAAUUUGCACAUAAUGUUCACUCCCAAAGGGCAUUAAGAAAGAUUCUGACAAUCUCUGCAAUAUACUUUAAAGUAUUUUGCUAUAGCCACUUCUUGAGCCAAAAAGAAAUUGCCCUUCUGACAUCCCAUGACUGUAAGACAAGGGAAAUUGAUUUGUGGUGAAUAAUUCAAAGUUCCUUCAGACUGAAGGGGGAACUGUUGUGUACUUGACAUACCUCUCCAGUAAAUCCUUUUUAACUUCCUAUAGCUGUGGUUUCAGUCUUCAUUCCAUUUGUGAGGAGAUCUUAAAUAUGAUCUAAAAUAAGGACACAUUGGAAUUCCAGAAUGUAGUUGAGAAUGCUGACCAAGCCCUGUAUAGGGAGGAGGACAAAAGUUUGUUUGGUAAAACUGUUCAAACGCUGAGACAACAGAGAAACCAUCAUUUCUCAGUGCUGCAUUGACAUAAACCUUUGACUAAUCUAUAUCUGUAACAGCUGUAUUUUUUGGAAAACCUAAGACAAAUACUUGGGCAAAUCAUAAACAAAUCCAGAAUUUACAGCUUGUUAAUGGAAACAAGAUACUAAAUUAUUUUUUUUUCCAAUUUACUGUUCGAAUCUUAUAUUUACUAAGAAGUAGAAAUUUGAGAGAACCUUGGGAAGGAUUAUUUUGGGAUUGAAAGAUUGUACACAAAAAGUACAGACUGUUUUACAAAUUUUACAACAAAAAAUGAAAGCAAUGAUAAAAUGUAAAAUACUCACUUGUAACUGUAUCCUAAAGCCCAUAAGCAGUGCUUAUUUUAAUAUAAAACGUGUUUUUUUCCUAUUAAUCUGUUCUAGUUAUGCAUUGACUGAUAAGCUAGCUUUUUAAAAUAUACAUUAUUAUUACUUUUUUUUGUUAGUCUGCAUGGGGUAUGGCAUUUUGUUUGUAAAAUUAACCAGGAUGUCAAAUGCAUCAACUUGUAUUUACAAAAUGGACAUUGAAAAUUAGAAUAUGAAUAGGCUCUUGAUAGGGUCAUUAUUUGAUCCAUCUGUCUGUAUCCUCAGUGAUUCCUUAGCUCUGUGGUGUGUAUCAAAUUGGUUACAGCUUCAAAGUAUCAGUACUAUGCUGCAGAGAUAUUCCCACUUAAAUAGGACAUAUUCCACCAUUAGUAAUGGGUAUGAUAGGAAAUUAUUGCAGUUGGGAUCUACAUAAUGAUCCCUCUAACAAAACUCUGCAGGUCUGUUGGUACAUCUCUAUCCUCAUUGUUAUGCUCUAAUGACCAUUUUUAUGUGUUGGAAAUAAACAAUUCAGCUGUUAGCGCUCUUUCCUACUCAGGGGAAACCGAGAGUUGUAGUAUACUAGUAGAGAAAUAUCUUCUAAAAUUGUGGCGACAAUGCAGAUCCUGAGUGAUGACCAUAUUCUCAUACAUACAUAGAAGUUUUUAUUAAUAGACAUGGAUGGAUACUCUGUGUUUUAUUAGUGUAUGUUAGACACAGAAACUGAAGGUAUAUCUAAAUUCUACUUAUGUACGUUUUCCAGUUGGACCUACAUUACCCCAUUUGAAAAUAAUAAUAUACAACUUUAGACUUAGCACUUUCAAUGAACUACACCACAUGAUUUUCCUACGUAGUUUGAAUCUCUUUGUGAGAACCCUUGGUUCAAACUGACCCUGAACGGGUCACAGUUGAACACAUUAUUUGUAUUUAGAGACAUUGCAGUUGUAACAACAUAUAUAAACAAUAUGGUUGUUUACCUUUUCUUUGUUGUCACAUACAAAUAUAUUUAACAGCAGAAGACAAGUAUUGGUUAGCUGAGGAGCCACCAUGGUUAGAAAAUGUAUAAGCACUUAUUUCAAGGAAGUUAAUAAUUGUUAGGCACGCAUUUUGUAGGAGAUGUCAUUUUAUGUUGGCAAGUUUUGUUGUACUACUAUGUUUUAGUUAAAAUGGUUAUAAUGGUUUAUAAUAUUAAGUUUGUGGCUGACCUUUCCCCAAGGUUGUUGUUUCUACAGAUAUGAAGGAUCAUUUACAGUGACCCUGGACACAAGUGCUAGAGUGCUAGGCGUGCGAAGUCAAUCAGGAAGCACUUGCAUCCAGGAACGUAUUGUGCUCUGCAACUCAUGGCAAAAUAAAAAAUGGCAGCACCAGAGCUCAGCACUGGUUGACACAAGCCAGCCAUGUAUUUUCCAUCUGCCUUAGGGCAUCCAGUAAUAUAGGGCUUGUUUGCAGCCUGUGCACUUGCAUGUCUUAUUGAAGCCUGUGUGCCUCCCUGCCCAUUGAUUGAGAAAUGAUCACUGGGUUGUGUUAAACUUAAUCCAUUAAUUUUUAACUUGUGCCUUUACAGUGCUACAAUAAACAGAUUGUCCAUAAUAUACCCCUUUAGUUAAAUAGGAACAUUUAGCAACAGGUUCAACAGCAGCUUUAUGGCUGGAGACUGGAUCUCCUUACUAUACAGUAAAAAUCAUACAUCAUUUUAAACAAAGUGACCUAACAGAAAUGACUUUCAUUUCCUUAAAUGUAUAAACAAAAGUCCAAGUAGAUCAUUGACAAAAAUCUAGAUUUUGUUCAUGUGAAGUGAAGGUUUUGUUGUCAUCCACUGUGUAUACACUGCUUUACUGAUCAUUUUCCCACCCUGAGAAAAUGAAAUGACAAAGCAGUUUACAAUAGUGAUGCAAAUCUGUCCCAUUUCACUGUGCCAAAAGGUGAUGCAUUCAAGUCAAUAGGCAUUUUUUUGCAGCAAAACCUGGCGAAAAAUUUAACACACCGCUAGUUUCAGUAGUGUUUAAUGUUAUUAUUAUCCAUAAGUUCAGUACUGAAACAGAAAAACAAAUACACAAAGCUUAAAUAUACAAAUGCAAUGUAGAUAUCCAUUUACUUCUACAGUGCCUUAUAGUGUAGGAAGCAAACAAGAAAGUAAAAAUAUAUAAAGUAAACUGCAGCAGUGAAAUCUUUGCUCAAAGAUCUACUGUACAUGGAGUAUAGGCCUUCUGCUUCAGUAAACUGCUAUUGUUCUAUUAUCACUUACCUAUAAACCAGUCUAUAACUCUAAUAAAUUACAUUUUACUAUGUUAUAAUAUUACGAAAUGAAGUCAAUAAACACUAAGGUAGUUUUUCAACCACUGACAUAUAAGAUUCUUUAAAGGAUUAUGCCCCCAGGAUUCCCUGCAGAUUUGUGUUUAGUUCAGGGGGAUACCUAUGCUGGCACAGGUCUUAAUACUCUGUACAUUCUAUUAGAAUACCUAGACAGUUGUUUCUAUGCUAUGGGGAGCUACCUUAAGGUUUUGAUUGUCUGGCCAUUCCUACACAGAGCCCCUUAAAGCUAGGCCAUGCCUCCUUUAGCAUAUUCUAACCAGAGAGUCUGUGGCAUGUUAGGCAAGGCUAAAACUGCAAGCUGAGCCAGGAACAUCUUCAGAGAAGCUGAAAGGCAGCAAAAGGGAAAGAAGUAUAUAUUCAACAUAUUCAACCACCCAAAAAAUAUAAUUCUAAGCAGCUUUCCAAUAUAAAGAUUAAAUAAAGAUAUGUACCAUUAUUUCAAAAGUCAACAGUGCAUUGAAUUUAAAUGGUCAGACCAAUAUUGCAUUAAAUUACCUUUAAAUAACUUUAAAACCAUUUAACAUUUUGAAUGCUUGUAUAUUGCAAAGUUGCUCAGAAGUAAAUCUUGCAAAUCUGUGCAAUAACAGUUUUUGGAUGGAGAAUCCCUUAAUGUUAUUCUUCUGUAAUGAACCAGUGGCUUUAAGGGUGUGUGUAAAACGGUUCCGUUGGUGUGGCAUAUAUGCUGAUAUGGGAUAUGGGAUAUGAUAUGGGAUUUUCCUAUUAUUGAGGCUGUGGUUUAAGUUGGCCACUUUAUUUAUCUGACUACCAUGGUUACAAAGAAACCUGAAUUAGGACUAGAUACAGUGGAGGAAUGCAAGAAGUUCCGGUAAAGGCGUGGAGCUGUCUUGAAAGUGAAACUGGACAAUGGAAAAUCUGCAAUCAAAUUUUAGCCUAUUAUUUUUUUUGGUUCCUUUGUUACCUUAGUGGUAAAAAGAUUAAGUUAGUUACAGUAUCUGAUAUGAAACCAAUAAAGCAGUUCCAAGCAGACUCUAACUUAUUUUUAGCUUAAUAAUAAUUGGGAAUUUUUAUGUCUAAUAAAUGACAGAAUUUGAAAUGUUUAGCUCAUUGUUUAAACCAAGUGGGUUGUUUUUUUUUGUUUUCUUUUUUUUUUUUAAAUUUAAUAUGUUUGGAUUUGAUUCUCCUUUUCUGAACCAGCAGUAGUUUCCAACUUGUUACAUUGUUGUUCUGUAAUUCAUGUAUGGGAUCUGUUAUCAGAAAUUCAAGGGACCUGGGCUUUUCAGUAAUGUGAAGCAUGAAGCCUUAAAGGUACUAACAUUUAGAAAUAAAUAUAAGCCAAUAUAAUUGUUUACCCAUAAACAUGGAUUUAUCAAGUUAAGGUAUUACAUGUACAGAUGUUUCAAAUAAAGGUGUUUAUGCAGUGUGCUGGGUUUCUAAAUACUGUACUAUCAAAGGACUGAUGAUUUGUCCUUUAUAUCCAAGCACUACCCAUGCAAUUCUAAGGACUAGCAGUACAUAACAAUCCAAAUUCCCAUGUACAUUUAAUAUUUUAUUGUAAGUGCAGAAAUGUCUUAUAUAUCUAUUGUUUCACUACAAUUUCACCCCAAACCUCCUAUUGCAUAACUGGCAACAGCCUUUGGCCACUGGUCUUGGUCUUUAUGUUACAAAAACUCUUGGGACUUUAUGCUUAGAGUGGGAAAUGUGUCCCAUCUAUACUCCUAAGAUGUAUUAUAUUGUGUCUCUUUUGUCAGCCUGUAUAUGGUAUCUGUUCAUGUUAUGGGAUUAUUCAUAAAACAGUAUUAUUUUACUAAAUACUAUUUUUGCUGCAUAGUAGCUUGUAAUUCAUUUCAGUUCUGGCAAUGUGGGGAUAUUCAAGGCACAGUUUUGAAAUGCAUUGCUAUGAAAGCUGAAUGAAACUUGUCUUUUAUUUUUUUAGAAUUUAUACCAGGUUUGUCAUCUCGAUUGUGAAUGUGUCAUUUGGGUCAAGAUUCAGGAUCAGGGCAAAAAGUCAAGCUGGUUUUGACUGACACCCCUUUGUACCUGAAAAUAUAAAAUACUUUUUAGUGAGACUGAAAGCUUUACACAACCAAUUAACUAUUGGUGAUGGAAAAGUGCUAUUUAUAAUCUGACAACUGAACCAGGUUUGUGAGUUGGUAUUUUUUUUAUUCUAUUGCCAGUAGGUUUAGCUACUUACUAUUUUAUAUUGGAAGACUGGUACUAUUCCUGACAUUUGUGCCCAAGAAAAAUGCUUUGUUAAUAAAUGUUUUUGUUCCAUU
Messenger RNA from Xenopus tropicalis (tropical clawed frog), 8758 nucleotides. RefSeq names its product scavenger receptor class F member 2 (gene scarf2). Gene Ontology annotation, cellular component: membrane. The record is from RefSeq and is a predicted model, not a curated record. Lineage: Eukaryota; Metazoa; Chordata; Amphibia; Anura; Pipidae. Gene Ontology annotation, biological process: vesicle-mediated transport. Bases 471 to 3470 code for a protein of 999 amino acids. The transcript is spliced from 11 exons. Gene Ontology annotation, molecular function: scavenger receptor activity.